UUUGUUGUCUUAACAUUGAGGUUAUGUUAUUGUUGAAACGUUCACGUUUUCUCUUUAGAUAUACAGUUUAUGAACUGAAAUUGUACUUAUUAUGAAUGAUCUAAACUUGAGAGUUAGCGGAGGGAUAGGCGAAAAGGUCAAAAAACCCGCUGCGCCGUUAUCUAUUCCUUAUUGGAACACUGGUGUUCCUAGUGAAUUUUUCAAUAACUUCUUAAAUUGCAACAGUGCCGAUAACCAGUUAAAGAUACUAAAGCAGUAUCUAAGCAGCCAUGGAGAUGAGUUUGACCAGGAAACAGUCAAAUUUCUUGUCUUGCUUUUCUGGCAUGCAGAUGCUAAACAUCCUGUUAAGGGGUUCUUAAAAAAGCAUAUAACUGACUCCAGAACACUCCGCCAACCGUUCACUGAAACCUUAACUUCAAUAAUUAUCGCAGAGACUGACAACUUAACUACCCUCCCAUAUGAGGGUUACAUAGAUACCAUAACUCGGCUGGAUGCCGCUGUAGAUAAGUUUCAACCUGGUGCUGAAGCUGUGAGUCAAUUAGAGAUUGCUGUUACUGCUUACUAUGUAAGGUGUUUGGAGACCUGUGUGGAAACACUCAAGUUACACAAUAAUACUGCAGGAGAAAAUGUUGGCGCCGAAGUAAAAUCGGAGCCUCUCGCUCCCACAGAAAUAAACAAAAUAUAUGACCUAGUCCACCUAACUUUAAGACUUCUCCUGUACAUGAUACAGAAAGUGACAGACGAAAACAGAAGCAAACUGAGCUCUAUGUUCCAAAGGAUAAGGACCAUUAUUUUUGCACUGAUGUUGGGCAAAGAAGUGCCCAUGGAUACGAAGUCUGUGAGUGGGAUAAUAUAUUUGACAUUGCAUUUAUUUGAGAAUGGAUCUAGCUCUUGGAUUACGGAAUUAGAGGAAGAUCGUAGUGCAGAAAACGGUACAGUCAAUCUAUCAAUCUACUCCGCCGUGGCAACAGUUGUGCCUCCGUCUGAGCUGGCCGUCGUAAAGGUCAAAGGUCAGCUAGCUGUGCUAGAUCUGACUGAAAAGAUCCUGACCCUAGGAGACAGGUACUCAUCUGACCCCAGCCACACCCUAGCCGUAGCGCGCACCCUACUCUCAAUCGGCCGGAGUCUAGACGCGGGCGCGGCGCUGGCGGCGCUGCUGGCGCGCUGGUGCUGGGCGCACGCGGAGCACCACAUGGACAGCGUGCGGCAUCUGGCCGCGCAGCUCACGGCGCGGGUUGUAGCCGCUGCUGUACAGUUACAGAAGGAAGGCAAUCCUUCAACCCUAGAACACCUCUUCGCAUCGCUCUCUACAGUGGACAGUUCCCGCAAAACCUUCUACGUGGUUCUAACGGCGCUGACGGAGGCCCUGGGGGCUGCGGUGCUGGCCCGGCGGCCGGGCGUCAUCCGUGACGUCAUACACGCGCUGAACACUCAGGCGGUGCAGGCUUGCGCCACAACAUUCCUCGAAACCCUUCUAAAGAAGCACAUGCAACAAGCAGACCCUGAGACCAUCUACCGACAGUGGAUCGUCGUGAUCUUGGAAACGGUCAAGUGCGAGUCGGACCCGGCGGUGCUUGGUAUACUGGAGAAAAUCCUGACUAAAGCGGUGCAGUGGGAUAGCGGGGUGCUACGAUAUAUCUUGCCCGAGCAGCGCGCACUAAGCUCAUACCAGGGCACCGAUCUAAAAUGCAUCUUAUUAGUACUGGGCGUAGUUCGAAAAUCCGGUGUCGCGUACAAGGGAGUUACGUUCGACGACCUCAGACACUGCGCCUAUGAUGCUGAUGACGAGACCCGUGUGUUAAGUAUCUCACUAGUGUCGGAGUGUCCUCGCUCAACACAGCCUUUAACGGAGGACGAGCUAACCUUCGUACUGCAUUUCCUGCAGUACAAUAUCAACGCGCAGUCCCCGAGCUUCAGGCAACUGGUGCUGGCUAAUAUGAAGAAGAUAUUAAAACGUCUCGAAGACAGCUACAAAGUGCUAAAGAGAAAACCGAAAGAACACUCAAAAGAAAUAGCCUACUACCUACAUUUUAUAUCGGAACUUCGAGCUUCAUGCUUCGCCAGUCUAUCGACAGGUGGCGCUAGCUACGGACGGCGUUAUAUCGCGCUCCAGCUACUUAGCUGGCUGGGACAUCUACAUCUUGCAGAAGAUAGGACGUGGACGGAGGAGCGAGCUGAAAUAUUGUACAAUCUUCUCGAAGAUAGUUAUGAGAACAAUAAAGUUCUCGCCCUAGAGGUGCUAAAGAAUUGCCCAGCGGAGUUGAUAAAGCCAGUACAGUCACCAGACUACGUCGCGGACGCGAUAGCUCAAGCCUCAUCGGUGCGGCCGACGGACUGCGUGGCCGCCUCUUACAAACUGUUGCUAAUGCUGUCUUUGCCAGCGGAAUUUCAACCUUAUUACAAAGAUCAUGACGUGCCCUCGCCGGCAUGUUUCGGCCUCCUGCACAAGAUUCUAAGCGUGUUGAGAGAGCAAUGUGCUAGAGCGAAGGACAUACUCCGCGCGGCCCGCGACGCGCCCAUGUACGGGCUCGUACACUGCCUCGCGAGGCUUAUAGGUGGCCUCGACGCUAGUGCCAUAGCCAACAACGGCUGGUGGUCUGCCCUGAUCGCAGACAUCGUCACUACAUGUGAGAGCGUCAACAGCCGCGUGGCGGGCGUGGUGACGGCCGCCAGCCCCGAGGGUCUGCUGCCCGGAGACACGAGCUCCGACACCAGCGGCCAACAACGGCCGGUGGUCUGCCCUGAUCGCAGACAUCGUCACCACAUUUGUGAGAGCGUCGACAGCCGCGUGUCGGGCGUGGUGACGGCCGCCAGCCCCGAGGGUCUGCUGCCCGGAGACACCAGCUCCGAUACCAGCGGGUACACCUUACAGAUAUACUUAGAGAAGCUACAACAACUACGUUCCCAGUGCCAUAGCCAACAACGGCCGGUGCCGCGUGUCGGGCGUGGUGACGGCCGCCAGCCCCGAGGGUCUGUUGCCCGGAGACACCAGCUCCGACACCAGCGGGUACACCUUACAGAUAUACUUAGAGGAGCUACAACAACUACAUUCGUUCCCAGUGCCAUAGCCAACAACGGCCGGUGGUCUGCCCUGGUCGCAGACAUCGUCACCACAUUUGAGAGCGUCGACAGCCGCGUGUCGGGCGUGGUGACGGCCGCCAGCCCCGAGGGUCUGUUGCCCGGAGACACCAGCUCCGACACCAGCGGCGGCGCGCGGCUGGAAGACGGGCGCGCGGUGACGGCGCAAAUGCUGCUGCUGUGCGCCUGGCGGUCUGUCAAAGAGACGUCUCUCCUCCUUGGCUCCAUCGUGUCUCGCUUGUGUCUCGAGGGCGAAGCCCUCUCGUGGACGCUGAGCGCGAAGCAAGUUGAAGAUAUCGGCGAACAUCUCAUCAUGCUUCUGUCCACGGUGAAGCACCGAGGGGCUUUUGAACAGGCUUAUGUUGGCUUCACACUACUCCUGGGUAGAUUAUGGAAAUGCAAAAGCGCCCUGCACCAGCUGCCUUUACAGUGGUUCUCAUCUAUAGAGCGCGGCUUCGUGAUACCCGCCGACGGUUCCACCGAGUACUGCGCGACCCGACGCGGGGCCGGUCUGCCCUUCAUGAUUCAGGCGUUGGUAACAACAGAGCUAGCAGCGGAGUCCACCGCACCUCGCGGCCGCUUACUUCAUCGCUGCCUCGCCCUCUGCCUCGCCGUGGCUCGCGACCCUCCCGGCCCCGCCGACGCGGCGCGCGCGCAUCUAGUACUACGGGCUCUAUACAGACACACCACACCGCCGGCGGCACACACGGCCGACGCCAUCAUGGUGGCGGUGCGAGGGUUCGAGGCCGACACGUGGACAGAGCGAAACUCAUCGACUCUCCUGUUCAGCGCACUGACAGUCCGCGUGUUUGGCGUAGCACGUUCGAGCGGGCACAAGCUAUCCGCGCGUAACACUAUGACGGGCCGGAUUUUCUUCCUGCGUUACCCGCAGCUCUACGACUUUCUACUGGAUCAAUUAAAAUCGGUGUCACCGGAGUCGACACUGCGGCCGUCCUUGUUCCCUACGUUAUUACUGCUGGCCCGUCUCUAUCCCUCCGCGCUCGAGGGAACUGUGUCCAAUUUGAAGCUGGAGCGCUUCCUCCCGCACCUGGUGGCGCUGGGCGGCGCGCGCGACGCCGCCCCGCGCCGCCUCGCCGCGCGCGCAGCCGCGCCGCUCGUGGCUCCACACAAAUGUGUAGCUCACAUGCAGUCAUUGCUCGCGACACUCGCCGAUCCGAAGAUCAAAAGGAAUCUCUGCCACGGACUUCUUUGUCAGUUGACUGUCCUAAUGGAGCUUAAACCCGAUGUGACGAUCGACGAAGACUUCAGACCCGCGCUCCUAACAGCUAUUCGUGGAACGUUCUGGAUUCCCAAACACUUGGCGGGCGACGCGCCAUGCUUUUUAGUGGCUGACGAAUGGCUCAAGUUUAUCAACUUGGUCCUGCUAAGGUUCCCAAACCUUCUAGACGACGACCUCCCAUCAAUGUCAUCUCUUCUCGAAACCAUCAUAUUCAGCCCCACACCCACCGUCACCAGCGGCCGAGAAGCCUUCCUUACCAACGCCACACACCUGUCCCUUAUCAUCACCACUACACCCGCCUCACUGACCAAACGGUGCCUCCAACAUACCGACUACGAAGUCAACUUAGCCGCACUCAACUACCUACUCACCCUACAUGGCUAUAAAGAAGAUUCCUGCCCAUUUUUAGACCACUUAUCUAUCAUUUUAAAUAAAGGAACUCUAAAGGAGUUAAAGUGUGAUAGAAAUUACGUUAAAAUUCUGUGUGAAGUCACGAAAAAUGGAUAUUUAGAGUGUAAACAGAAAGCGUUAAGAGUACUAGCGUUAACUAAAGACACGCAAAGAGAAAUAGUAAAGCUAAAGCUAGGGAAUAACGUACAGUUAACUGAUAAAACUGUGAUAUUGCAGUUGAUAGAUUCCAUUAGAAAUGGUCAUGCGAGUUUGAGCUCUAUUUACUUGCUCAGUUUGUUGAGUUUCGUAUCAAAGCCGGUUUUGGAGGUAGUGAGAGUGUUAUAUGAGUGUAGCUCGGCAGGGAACGAGGAGAACACUAGAGAAAUAGUGGUGGGGUAUUUGGAGAAGCAUUUGAAAACGCUAAUGGAGGUAUCAAGUGGGAACAGAGCGAAGAUAUUCGAGUGGUCCGGCCUGCUGUUUGCCACGGCGGCCAUAUUGUUGGAAGAUGAUUCGCCUGCCGUGCGGCAACGCGCCGCCAACGCCGUACUCACAGCCCUACACAAUACAGAUGGAUGCCAGCACUCGAUAUCCACAUUAGCAUCGCAACAGUGGCGCAGUGCCGCGGCAGUCAGAAGCGAUGGACCGGCGUUGCUGCUGGUGCUGGCCGCUCUGGACUUCUGCGCUGAAGUUGACACCGGAGACGAACUUGGGGAAGAGUGUCGGGUCUUCGAUCAAAACGAAACUCACAACGUGUAUCUCGAGGAGUUUGUAUGGAGCAGAGACUGCGCUCACGAGCUAAAGCGGAUAUACAGACAAACAGACACCAACGCCACAAUAGAAGAAUACCUACAGGGUCUUCUAACAAAUCCAGACUACAAGGAAACUGUAAGGAAACUCUGUAUAGAUAAUGUAGCUGAUAUUUUGACGGGUCGAAUGAAGACGAAUAAUCCUAAGAUUAACUUAUUUCUAAAGAUUUUAUAUGAAUAAAAUAUAAGAAACGGUAA
Cydia fagiglandana is the source of this 5712-nucleotide messenger RNA. RefSeq names its product tRNA (32-2'-O)-methyltransferase regulator THADA (gene THADA). The record is from RefSeq and is a predicted model, not a curated record. NCBI's taxonomy places the organism in Eukaryota, Metazoa, Arthropoda, Insecta, Lepidoptera, Tortricidae. The transcript is spliced from 30 exons. The coding region runs from base 92 to 5695 and encodes 1867 amino acids. Gene Ontology annotation, biological process: tRNA methylation. Gene Ontology annotation, cellular component: cytosol.